AUGCUGAAAUUCGAGGAGAUCCAGGCGGCUCGCAUUCUUUGCCUACAAACGGCUCAGGAAUGUUUCAAAGAGGAUCGAAUUCUGCUGCUGGAGAACAAGCCACUUCGGAGCCGCUCUCAGCUGCUCAAGCUCUCACCGAUUGUAUGCAAGAAUGGCCUUCUACGAGAAAGGAGAGGACGCAAUCCUCGAAAAACUAAGGGCUACAUAUGUUUGUUUGUGUGCCUUGUAACAUCAGCCAUACACCUGGAAUUGGCCGCCCACCUGAGCACCGACACCUUCCUGGCCUGUCUUCGUCGAUUUAUGUCCCUCAGAGGAAAAUGCUCCCAGAUCUUCAGCGAUAACGGAACAAAUUUUGUUGGUGCCAAACGGGCACUAGAUGAGAUGCAGCAACUUCUAUCUUCGCAGGAGCAUCAACACACCGUAGCCCAAUCGCUGGCCAACGAUGGAAUCAAAUGGAGUUUCAUACCGCCACAUUCGCCACACUGGGGAGGGGAAGUGGGAGUCAUCCGUGCGUUCCGUCAAACUGCACCUUCGUCGCGUUACACAGACCUCACAUACUUGUCGCCAGCCCAUUUUCUAAUUGGUCGCCCAUUCACAACAAUCCCGGAAGGCGAUCUAUCUCAUUUGCCAAUCAAUCGCUUGGACUAUUGGCAGCACUUGCAAGCAAUGUACCAAGGAUUUUGGAAGCGCUGGCAUCAAGAAUAUUUAACAUCCUUGCAGCAACGUCACAAGUGGAACAACAAGCAACGCAACAUCUCAGUUGACAAUGUGGUACUUGUCAAGGACUCCAAUCUCCCACCAGCAGCUUGGAUUCUAGCCCGUGUAUUGGAAGCUCAUCCUGGACCAGAUGGACUUGUUCGCGCCGUGAAGCUUAAGACAUCUACCGGAGAAAUGACCCGACCCAUCAGCAAGCUAGCAGUACUACCUAAUUCAGAAACUAUGUUUCAGGGCGGCCCGGGAUGUUGA
This is a messenger RNA of Drosophila obscura, 966 nucleotides long. RefSeq lists its product as uncharacterized. Gene Ontology annotation, molecular function: nucleic acid binding. The record is from RefSeq and is a predicted model, not a curated record. Lineage: Eukaryota; Metazoa; Arthropoda; Insecta; Diptera; Drosophilidae. The transcript is spliced from 3 exons. Bases 1 to 966 code for a protein of 321 amino acids.